AUGGUGCAAUGCGGUGCAAUACGUAGCAAUGAGGUGCAGCCAGAGAUCAAAAUAGAGAGCGGGAAUGCGUGGGAGGGAGGGAAUGUGAGUGGCGUGGGGAGCGGGAAUGCGUGGGAGGGAGGGAAUGUGAGUGGCGUGGGGAGCGGGAAUGCGUGGGAGGGAGGGAAUGUGAGUGGCGUGGGGAGCGGGAAUGCGUGGGAGGGAGGGAAUGUGAGUGGCGUGGGGAGCGGGAAUGCGUGGGAGGGAGGGAAUGUGAGUGGCGUGGGGAGCGGGAAUGCGUGGGAGGGAGGGAAUGUGAGUGGCGUGGGGAGCGGGAAUGCGUGGGAGGGAGGGAAUGUGAGUGGCGUGGGGAGCGGGAAUGCGUGGGAGGGAGGGAAUGUGAGUGGCGUGGGGAGCGGGAAUGCGUGGGAGGGAGGGAAUGUGAGUGGCGUGGGGAGCGGGAAUGCGUGGGAGGGAGGGAAUGUGAGUGGCGUGGGGAGCGGGAAUGCGUGGGAGGGAGGGAAUGUGAGUGGCGUGGGGAGCGGGAAUGCGUGGGAGGGAGGGAAUGUGAGUGGCGUGGGGAGCGGGAAUGCGUGGGAGGGAGGGAAUGUGAGUGGCGUGGGGAGCGGGAAUGCGUGGGAGGGAGGGAAUGUGAGUGGCGUGGGGAGCGGGAAUGCGUGGGAGGGAGGGAAUGUGAGUGGCGUGGGGAGCGGGAAUGCGUGGGAGGGAGGGAAUGUGAGUGGCGUGGGGAGCGGGAAUGCGUGGGAGGGAGGGAAUGUGAGUGGCGUGGGGAGCGGGAAUGCGUGGGAGGGAGGGAAUGUGAGUGGCGUGGGGAGCGGGAAUGCGUGGGAGGGAGGGAAUGUGAGUGGCGUGGGGAGCGGGAAUGCGUGGGAGGGAGGGAAUGUGAGUGGCGUGGGGAGCGGGAAUGCGUGGGAGGGAGGGAAUGUGAGUGGCGUGGGGAGCGGGAAUGCGUGGGAGGGAGGGAAUGUGAGUGGCGUGGGGAGCGGGAAUGCGUGGGAGGGAGGGAAUGUGAGUGGCGUGGGGAGCGGGAAUGCGUGGGAGGGAGGGAAUGUGAGUGGCGUGGGGAGCGGGAAUGCCUCUCUUUCCCCCGCUCUCUUUCCCCCGCUCUCUUCCCCCCGCUCAAUUUCCCCCACUCACUUUCCCCCACUCUCUUUCCCCCACUCUCUUUCCCCACUCUCUUUCCCCCGCUCUCUUUCCCCCCUCCCACCCAACAACCCCAACCCAUUUGCUCCUCCCUCUGCCACGUCUGAAUGUUCCCCACGACACACCUGGGCAGCGAGUCAGCCGUAA
This is a messenger RNA of Closterium sp. Naga37s-1, 1290 nucleotides long. The record is from the annotation of a GenBank genome assembly. Lineage: Eukaryota; Viridiplantae; Streptophyta; Zygnematophyceae; Desmidiales; Closteriaceae.